Moneuplotes crassus is the source of this 1716-nucleotide messenger RNA. NCBI's taxonomy places the organism in Eukaryota, Ciliophora, Spirotrichea, Euplotida, Euplotidae. The record is from the annotation of a GenBank genome assembly.
UCGAGAUCUAAUUAAUGGAAGAUAAACGCCUUGAAAAACGCAAAGAAUUUCUUAACCCAGUCAAGGACGGCAGAAGCAAAAGAGAAAAGUACAUGGUCGACCUCAGGAAGAAAAGGAAGCAGCAGAUUUUCAGAGCUAAGAGGAAGAUAGAACUUUCUGAGGAGCAUAAAUAAAGAAUCACUAAGACUUAGUAUCACUGAAGAGGGUACAAUCACCCAGACUAAGAAAAGUUCAGGCAUGAUGAAAGAAUACGCAGAAGUUUUGUAUAAUAUCUGCCCUGCUCUAUUUGAAGAUGACAAGAAGCUUACAGAUAAACUGGGCGUUGUAAAGGCAGCACUUGAGUGCAAUGAGUUCGAUGGGCAGACCUACAUUGCUCUUUGAUGCUAUAUUAGAGUCAUUACAAUGACAGAGAAUGUCAUGUUUACAGAAGCUAUCAUUGGAGCUGGUCUCUUCCCAGUUAUAAUGAAAAUGGCUGAGGCUGACUCUGUAGAAAGCCUCAUGUUGGAACUCACCUGGAUUAUAGCAAAUCUGACUGCAAUUGAAAACAAGGAGCUUCUAGAUUAUAUUCUAACUGAAGAUUAUGGGCUAAUCAAGCACUUAAGCAAUAUGAUAAACCAUAAAAAUAUUAAGAUAGUGGAGCAUGCUUUCUGGGCAAUGGCAAAUCUUAUGGUAGGAGAUGAUGCUCCCUUCCAGGAUAUUUUUACUACAAAUAUUUUUGAUGUAGUUGGUGAUUAUCUAAACAAUUCAAAACUCCCUCUUUCCUUGUUAAGAGUCAUAUCAUGGAUGGUGGGAAGCAUGGCUAAGUGAAAGACAAGAUCAUUAACUUUUAUUGCUACUCUAAUCGAGUUUUGUAGCACAGCUAUGUUCAGUACUGAUGAAGAAGCUCAACAAGAGUCUUUACAUUGUCUCAAGCACCUUAUUGAUAUUGAAGAGCAAGAUAAAAAGCUGGAGCUUGACAAAAUUGAAUGUAUCUCAGAGAUGAAUAUGAUGACUAAAGUAUUCGAAUUCUUCAACCCAGAAGAUAAAAUGUUCACCACUGUUCUGGUCAUCAUUGGUAAUCUAAGUGCGUCUGACAGUGAGAAAAUUCAGAACCAAAUUUUUAAAGAAAAAAUUUAUAAUAGAGCAGCUGAACUGAUCUCUCAGUAUAAUUUACCACCUUCAAAUAUAAAGGAAUUGUUCUGGAUAUGCGCAAAUAUGGCUAGCUGUGGAGAUAAAUUUGCUGAAGGGUUUUAUGCCUCACCCAUGUUCCAAGUCACAAUAGAUUACAUUGAAGACAAACCUAUGAGCGAUACAAAAAGAGAAGCUUGCUGGUGCAUCUGUAACUUUAUUGCUAAAGUAGGCACUGAUAUAAGGAUAGAAGUCAUUAAAAAUCAUGGUUUCAUUUCUUUCAUGUUUAAUUUGUUAAAAGAAGCAAAAUCAUUUGGAAAACUUCCUGAGACAAUUCUACUCUCAAUAUCAAAUCUUUUAUCGACCCAUACAUUUUUCUUAGAGAAUGAUGAUAAACAUCCCUUGUUUGAGUUCCAAUCAAUUGGAGGAAUUGAGCAUUUAGAAGACCUUCAGACGCUCCCAAAUGUUAACAUAUUUUCUUUAUCAAAUAAAAUCCUAAAGACAUUCUAUCCAAAUGGAGAAGAAGAAGAGAUGUACAACAAAGAAGACAUUGAGCCAGAAGUAGAAGAAGAUGAAGAAAUUAAUGACAAUCAAGACAUUUGUUUUUAA